CAUUUACCAUUACCUCGACUUCCACUCCUCACAUUUGGUCCAGGGCACCGUGGGCACUCUUGGAUAGCUCGUUGACGAGGUGGUAAAAUGGUCGUCUGCCAGUACUUCCUACGCGGACAAUGCAAGUUCGGAGACUCAUGUAGAAACGAACAUCCACGCGAUGCCCAGCGCAACGGGUUUGGGAACCAAGUAUGGGCAGGCUCCGGGUCUUCCGGGCCCUCCCCACAACUCUUCAACUUGGAAUCAAUUACGCGAGAUCUCGACCUGAAGCAGGAUCGCCCGUCCUGGAGGCUGUCGUCGUACGCACCCGCCAAACACCAGCCCACGCUCAUCCAAAUCCCAGAGCGCUCCCCAGAGGAGCUCCGUGUCCAAGCAGUGCUCGCAGCGCAGUCGGGGAAGUUCAAUCUAUACGUACAAGACGAGACGAACAGCUUCGCUUUCGCGGACGAAGAGGUCCGGAAGGCUACGAGCAACAUGCAGGCGACGUACGACCAAGCGAGGCGCAACCACGAGCAGGGAGCUGCUGGCGCGCGCCCUUUCUCCCUCGCCCAAAGCGGCCAGGGUCGCAGUCGCGAGUGGUGGGGUGUUCGGACAGGCCGCUGCACAGGGCACGUCGGCGUUCGGGCAGCCUGCCCAGGUCGUCUGCCUUUGCCUGCGCAAGGUGGUUCUGCGUUUGGCCAGCCCGCAUCUGGCACAUCUGCGUUUGGUCAGCCUGCGCAAGGCGCGUCAGCAUUUGGUCAGCCCGCCCAGGGCGCCUCGGCAUUCGGCCAGCCCGCCCAGGGAGCAUCUGCGUUCGGUCAGCCAGCCCAGGGAGCAUCUGCGUUCGGCCAGCCAGCCCAGGGCACGACCGCGUUUGGCCAGCCAGCAGCCGCCGCCUCUGCAUUCGGCUCGGCGAACACUUCAGCCUUUGGCCAGUCGAGCUUCGGUCAGGCCUCAAUCAUCAAGCCCGCAUCAGGGGCGUUUGGUUCUGGUCCUGCAGGUGGGGCCUUCUCUGCCUUCGCCAACCCAUCCGCCUCAACAAGUGGCGCACCCAGUACGAGUGGGGGCGGCGCCUUUUCCGCGUUUGCAGGCCAACAACCCUCCGCGUUCGGCCUCGCCGGCAACGCUAACAACACCGGCGGCGGCUCCGUCUUCGGGCAAUCCUCCAUGGGCGGUGGCGCCGCCCCCGCAGCCUCGACUUCAGCGUUCGGCGGGGGGAACACCGCCGCGGCACCAGCGUUCGGCUCGCCGUCCGCCUUCGGUGUGCUCGCGCCACGGCCCGAAACGACCUCCGCGUUCGGGACACCUGCCGGCGGACCCGUGACGAGCGCGUUCGGCACCCCAGCAUCAGGGCCAGGGACGAGUGCAUUCGGGGCGCCAGCCGCAGGGACAGCGACGAGUGCGUUCGGUACGCCAGCUCCAGGGACGGGUGCGUUUGGGGCGCCGGCCGCUGGGACGGGCGCGUUUGGGGCGCCCACCGCUGGGCCAGCGAUGAGCGCGUUCGGCUCCGCGACGCCCGCCCCGCAGUCUGCGUUCGGCGCGCCGCAGACUCAGACUCCGCCCCAGCCUGUGUCCGCCUUCGCGUCGACAACACCCCAACAACCUCCUCCCCAACCCGUCUCCGCCUUCGCCUCCACACCACCUCAACAACAACAGCAACAACAGCCCAACACGUUCGCGUCCCAACCCGUGUCCACGAACGCGAGCACGUCCGCGGCGGCGGCGGCGGCCCACGCCAAGUCGAGCAAACCGGACUUCGCGAUGGCGCUCGUGACGGUGCGGUGGCAGCCCGGGCUGGACAAGUACGACGACAUGCUCCCGCCGGACUACGUCGAGAUCCUGCCGAAGGACGCGCUGGAGGCGUUCAAGGCGGAGAAGUUCGAGUGGGGGGCGGUGCCCGAGUUCGUCCCGCCGAAGGAGGUGAGGUAG
Messenger RNA from Fomitopsis serialis, 1908 nucleotides. RefSeq lists its product as uncharacterized. The transcript has 6 exons. Bases 88 to 1908 code for a protein of 606 amino acids. Gene Ontology annotation, molecular function: metal ion binding. The record is from RefSeq and is a predicted model, not a curated record. NCBI's taxonomy places the organism in Eukaryota, Fungi, Basidiomycota, Agaricomycetes, Polyporales, Fomitopsidaceae.